This is a messenger RNA of Aplysia californica (California sea hare), 1628 nucleotides long. RefSeq names its product dentin sialophosphoprotein. The transcript has 2 exons. NCBI's taxonomy places the organism in Eukaryota, Metazoa, Mollusca, Gastropoda, Aplysiida, Aplysiidae. The record is from RefSeq and is a predicted model, not a curated record. The coding region runs from base 26 to 517 and encodes 163 amino acids.
CUGAGCGUAUUUUUGUUUUGGUCACAUGACAGCUAACAUGGUAGAUGGUAAUGACAGAGAAGACAGCGCUGACGACGAUUUUGAUUUAGAGAGCCAAAACAACGAAAUGAGUCUCAACAAUAAUGGUAUCAACGGUUCAAACACGGAGGAUACGCUUCAAGCGUUACUGAUGGCAUCAUUAAAUGUGAAUGAUGCUGAAGAUCUUAACGAUAUGGCGAGCAUAGCCGGAGAGUAUUCCUCUUUGAACAACACAAUAGAUGAAUUAAACAGUUUCCUGGAUCGUUGGGAUGAAAGGCACGACAGACUCAGAGCCCAAAUCCGAGAAGCUUUGGAGGAGGAUGAAAGAGAGAGGGCUAAUAAUGCCGUAACAGCCGAACAGCCAAAGGAGGAUCCUUCAGGGAACGAGAGCAAAACCUCUAGCCAGGAAAGUUCUGACAAAGUCACAGAGAAAGAAAACACGGAGUCUUCAAAUUCAAGUUCAGAUUCACCCACAGAUUCUCUUCCUCCUCCUUCAUGACUUUAAUUAUAACCAUAGUCACUUAUUCUAGAUUUAUAACAACAGCAAGCGUAUGUAAAUAUAGGAAGAUAAUGCAUUGAAGCUUUGAAUACUGUGAUCUCCGGCUAACAGCACGCUGGGUAAUGGCAUGAUCCACCUAAAAACAUGCUAGGAGUGGGAACCAAUUUUUCUCUGAUACUGAUAUAAUUAUUAGUCAAAAGUGCACAUUCUAAAUCGACAACUCCGUCUAAAUGCCCAAUUGUCCCUGUGCCAGUGUCAGAAAACAGACCAGCCAUAAAAAUGACUCGUUGAUCUGGAACUGAUGGAAGCGAAGUAAACGUCACAUGUCCUCCUUUAUGACCGGUACUUGAAAUUGUCGCUUUGCCAUGGAGAAAAAGUCAUAGGAAGGUGAUGUUGGUGUGAGACUGACUGCGCAAUGAGGAGGCAAGUGUCUGGCCUUGCAUGGUGGACAGGUAGUGUGAGUGUGGGAGGGCUAUGGUCAUAGUUAUGACAGCCAUUGUCUGUGAUCGGUGGGUGCCGGAAAACUUCUUACUUAGGGGCGAGCUCAGCUCAAUUAUGCAACCUACUGAAGUUGAUCAGAUGCGAGAUGGUUCUCAUCAAUCAAUGAAAUUCAACAGAAUACUUAACUUAUUCUAGAUUACUCCCUUUUGAAAUUCACUUAGCACAUUUGCAUAAGAAGAGUAUGCUUCUACUUGCUACCCCAGCUGCAUGUCAUUAGCCAGAGACCACUGUAUUAUGAUCUUAUGAUUUUUGUUGUUGUUUGAAUUUCAAAAUUUGUACUUUAAGCAUUAUUUUAUUAGUAUCUUGGAAAAUACCAAAUGGUGUACUUUUAAGCACUAUCAAUGAAUGAGAAAAUGGUGAUUACCACUAUGUUGGAACGAAGAUAGUACAUAACAAGAUGGUUCACUCAGCCAAAAAGUGUCCGCGGAAGUCCACUCAUUGCUUCAGAUGGCACUGCAGUCUUUGUUUGAAGCUCUCUUUCGUUUCUCCAGAAGAAGAAUUGGAAUAGCAACCCCUUGCGUGUGCAGAUCGACUGCUGUCAUCAACUGUUCAGGUUCAUUCAGUGUGGAGCUUAAGGUUUUUAAAAAAAUUUCAAUGACCUCUCAGAAAA